AUGUUUGUCCCGGAAAUCUUUCCUGAUCCAAGAAAAGCAGUCACCUCCCAAGUUUUGGUGUCUCGCUUGCCCGCCCUAGCAAAUUUGGGUAUCUUGAAUUUUCGACAGAGUGCUUUCAACACCAGCAACCAUCAUCAACGACUACCAUCAACAACUUCAGUUACUAACCCGCUACAGGUUCUUAUAUCAAAGAUGGGUCGUCUUCAGGAAUACCAGGUCAUCGGCCGCAAGCUCCCAUCGGAGACCGAUGAGACUCCAAGAUUAUACCGCAUGCGAAUUUUCGCUCCCAACGAUGUCGUCGCCAAGUCGAGAUUCUGGUACUUCCUCAAGAAGCUCAGAAAGGUCAAGAAGAGCGCCGGAGAGAUUAUUUCCUUGAACGUCAUCCAUGAGAAGCGUCCAUUGAAGGUCAAGAACUUCGGUAUCUGGGUCAGAUACGACUCCCGAAGCGGUACCCACAACAUGUACAAGGAGUACAGAGAGCUAUCGAGAACCGAUGCUGUCCACUCCCUCUACCAGGAUUUGGCUGCCAGGCAUCGUGCCAGAUUCAGGUCCAUCCACAUCCUCAAGGUUGCUGAGAUCGAGAAGUCCGCUGAUGUCAAGCGACCAUACAUCAAGCAGCUCCUCACCCCCAACCUCAAGUUCCCUCUCCCUCACCGUGCCCCAGUUGGCGUUGGCAAGAAGAUCUUCCUUGCCAAGAGACCGAAUACCUUCAGCUAG
Molecule: messenger RNA, 717 nt
Organism: Orbilia oligospora ATCC 24927
Lineage: Eukaryota; Fungi; Ascomycota; Orbiliomycetes; Orbiliales; Orbiliaceae
Exons: 5
Coding region: 1-717 (238 amino acids)
Biological process (GO): translation
Cellular component (GO): ribosome; cytosolic large ribosomal subunit
Molecular function (GO): structural constituent of ribosome
Source: RefSeq, a predicted model, not a curated record